AUGCGCACGCUGCUCGUCUAUAUCCAACUCGCUGCCGUCCUCCACCAUUCCAGAAGCGCACCCCUCCCCCAGGGCGACGUCUCCCUCUCCCAAGCCGUCAACUGCAACAUCAAUGGCGUCCCGGUCCCAGAUCCUUCCCAGGCGCUGGCAGACCUACAACAGGGCUCUCCUCCUCAGGGGCUAGAGGACGUCGCGUACACCCAGCUCGCCUCGGCGCUCCAGGUCUGCUCCGUCCAGCAGAAUAACGCCCGGAAGGCGUCCAAGCAACCGCUCGUUCGUCGCAUCGACAUCGGCGACGAAGAUCCUGCGCUCCGGACUGCGUCUCGCGGCAUCGCGGCGUCGCGCUCGGGUGCGAUCGCAGUCCCUCGUCCCCUCCACGCUCGAGAUGAGUCAGACAGUGACACCGACGACACGAUCACUCCCCCGCGUUUUGUUUUCACGCCGCCUACCAAAGGCUCGAAGCCGGGAGGUCAAGACUCGUACAGCCCCUCCUCUCCCUCGCACGACGGGUACUCGAUCCACACCAGCGGCUAUUCCAGCGCUUCCAGCGAGGGCUCGUCUUCGCCAAGAGCCUACGCCUACUCUUCGGAGCCGCAUGAAUCUUCUUACCAAGACCACGGUCGCGAGGGCUACGCGAAGGACACCGCUCAGUACUACCCGGCCGAAUCCCAGGGCUACUCCUCUCAUGUUCGUCAGUACGAGGCGCCGCACCACGAGACCCACUACUCUCAGUACUCUGCACCCAAGUACGAGAAGACGUCCUAUCCUCAGUACGAGGGGCCACACUACCAGAAGACGUCCUACCUCCACUACGAGGGGCCUCACUACCAGAAGACCCACUAUCCCGAGUACGAGAAGCCCCGGUACGAGAAGACCUCCUACCCCCAGUACCACCCCCCGCAACGCGAAGAGGCCGUCCACCCGUCUUACUCCGCUCCCCACUAUGAGAAGGCCUCGUACCCCCAGUACUCGGCGUCUCGUUACGAGACGACCACGUACUCAUCGGCCCAGUACGAGAAGACGCCUCAGCCUGAACACUACGCGCCGCAGUACGAGGAGACGACCUCGCCGCAUUACGAGAAGACCUCGUCGCCUCAGCACCAUGACGACCACGAGAAGACGUCUGACCCGGAGUACAAAACGCCCCAAUACCAGAACACGUACUCAGCACCCGACUCUCGGAAGGCCGAGUCCUACCCCACGUACUCGGAGCCUCAGUACGAGAAGGCGUCUGACCCUCAGUACUCGGCGCCGCAGUACAAGGAAACGUCCUACCCAAAGUCUAAGACGCCCGAGUACGAAGAGCAGGAGUCUUCUUACCGUCGCAGCUACGGGGAUACUUCAUACUCUGCUUCGAAACCAAGUGCCUCUCCCGCUGUAUACUUGAAGCCAAGCGCCUCUCCCGCUGUAUACUCGGAGCCAAGCGCCUCUCCCGCUGUAUACUCGAAGCCUGGCGACGUGGACGGUGCCGACUCUGGCUACUCGGACGACAUGACUGGUUACUCCUCUUCUUCGGACGACAUGACUAGUUACUCCUCUUCUUCGGACGACGUGACUAGUUACUCCUCUUCUUCGGACGACAUGACUGGUUAUCCCUCUUCUUUGAACGACUACGGCUUCGAAACAGUUCUCCACGACCAGGACUUCAGGAACGACAACUCUACCAACGAUCCGCUCCCAGGCUUCGUCUCUCCGCUACCGGAGAGCCUCCCAUCGUCGAGCACCUUCUCCAACACCACUUUCGUGUCUACCAACCCUCUUGUCAUUCCCUCCCCUGCCGUGGUCACUAGUGCUGCUCUCGCUGUCCCCGUGAUCGCCGGUUUCUCGAGUCCUUCAAGCGCUGCUGCCUCCACCACCGCCAGCGUCGCGUCUACCAGCACUCUGUCAGUCUCCACUACCGCCAUCGCCAUCCCCACCAGCCCUGUUGUCGAUUCUGGUGUUACUGUAGUAACCGCCAAUGUGAACACCACUCCUACUACCGUCAACUACAGGAUGACAGAUGUUGCCAAUGUCGCAUCGUCUACUCGCGCUCUAUCCAAGGCCACCACCACUGCCAACGACGCGCCGUACAUCCCGGAUGUCAGCUCCACUGUCAGUGCUCCGAGAUCAGUGAACACAAACACUUCCCCCUCUGGCAACAACGCACCCUCCGUUUCCACAGACAAGUCCAACAAGUCCAACAACAACGACGUUGUAACAAGCCCCGGUGUCUUGCAGUCCCCCAAUGGCAAGGUCUCCCCCUCUAACAACGUUCCGAGCUCGGGCGGCUUCCACAGUGGAUUUUCGGGCUUUUCGAGUUUCCGUGGUUCCUCUAGGCCUGGAGACGACAACGCGAGUGGACCUUCUGGCAACUUCAGGUCCCGGCCCGGCCCUAGUCAACCUGGUCGCUCGAACGUCGACCAGUUCGAUACUGAACGCUUCGAUCCAAGCCGUAACGGCGAUUUCGGUUUCGGUGGCUUUGGUGGCUUCGCUGGUUCGGGACCCUCUGGGAACGUUGGCGGCCCUGGCGUUGGUGCCGCCCGCAGGCUUGGAGCAUCUAACCAACGGACGGUCUCCACCAGCGCGCCAGAAUGCAACGACGCGGCGUGUACCACUGCAGGCUUGUUCGCAGACGAGGGAGAAAUCGAGUCGUCUCCUGAAAUCAGCUACGGCCCCUUCGGUGGCCUCGGGGGUCAAGAAGGCGGCACGUCUGUACCUCAGCUCGGUGAAGGACAGGUGGGGUGCCCUGCAGGCACGGACAUCAAGGCCUGCAUCGAUGGAGGGCAUCCGCUGAAGAAGUAG
Epithele typhae is the source of this 2781-nucleotide messenger RNA. RefSeq lists its product as uncharacterized. NCBI's taxonomy places the organism in Eukaryota, Fungi, Basidiomycota, Agaricomycetes, Polyporales, Epitheliaceae. The record is from RefSeq and is a predicted model, not a curated record. The coding region runs from base 1 to 2781 and encodes 926 amino acids. The transcript is spliced from 3 exons.